AUGUACGCAAAAGGGAAAGAAGCUGUAACACUUGUUUUGUCGGCCUCCACAAGGGAACGGAAUUAUUGGCAUGCCCUGGAAGCCAGACCGGCGCUGUGGAGAUCAGGUAAGCUUUGCAGGCAUGGACAUUUCCUUGUUCGUAAUAAUACAAACAAGCGCAGCAAUCAGGGCUUUGCUUGUUCAGAGUACACCUCCCCCUCGGGGGUAGAUGCAGAACUGAGCGAAGCCAAAAUCGGAAGUGAGUACAUUCUUCACUGGGCUGCCUGGCUCGCCGUUCUCAUCGAUUUCGAUUUCACAAACAUGCCUAUCUAUCACUCAAUGAGCGAUAGGACACAACCAGCUAAACAUUUCUCAUUUAAUGUCUUUGAUAGUUAUGUAGGUAAUGAAAGAACAACUACUGAACUGGCAUUUGAAAGAGACCACGCCAAACUUCGUGAAGCUGUAUUUGCAGUUAUUCAUAACAAUAGAAUUGAUGAUACUAUGGAACAACUAUAUAGGCGUGUCGAAAAUGUAAACGAUGAUUCGAUGAUAGUGAAAUUAUACGAAACUCUCAAAUCAGUCUUCACACUCUAUGCGGAUGAGCUAACAUGGAUCUUAAAAAUGCUUCUCUCGGUUGGGACACCUAUUGCCAAAAAAUGCAUCUUCUUGUGCAUGGAUCAACAAUUGCCAUUAAUAAAUUCAAAUUUCCUACAACUUUGGGAUUUAGCGGUGGUUUUGUUCCGUAAUACUAUUAUAAUGCAUGGUUCUGUGCAGCCUAGAAUCCUCAAAAGUCUACUUGAUCUGAUCCGCCAAGAGCGAUGUGGAGCGAGCAUAGAAAAGGGUCUGCUUCGAUCGGUAGUUCGAAUGUACUCAGACCUGAAUCUUUAUCAUUCACAUUUUGAGGAACCUUUUAUCCGUCAAAGUCGACUAUUUUACGACGAAGAGGGUAAAACUCUGAGCCAAAAAAUGACCAUAUCUGAUUACCUUAUCCACGUGAAUAGGCGCAUCGACGAAGAGGAAGAGCGGAUAAAGAUGUUUCUCGCUGGUCUUACUCGAGCUCCACUCAUGUCCGUUCUAAAUUCUGAGCUCAUAUCCAAGCGUCUUUCCUUUCUCCUAUCAUCGUUAUCGAGUCUGAUUCUCGAGCAUAAGUUUAAGGAGCUUCAUCUGCUCUAUUAUCUCCUCUCGAGAGUCGAUAAUGGUGUUAGCAACUUGCGAACGGAGUUUAAGUCCAUCGUCAUGCGUGUUGGUUGUGAUAUAGUUGACAAUCCAGAAAACUCUGUCGAAAAGGAUAGGGAGAUGAUUCAACGUCUACUGGAGUGGAAAGACACGUUAACGGACUCCAUCAGAGAGGGUUUUUCUGAUGAUUCUUCCUUCAGCCGAACGGUGCAAGAUGCCUUUGAGGAUUUCAUAAAUCGCCGACAAAACAAGCCGGCUGAAUGCCUCGCCAAGUAUCUCGACAAUCAAUUACGGUCUAGCAACAGGGCUCAAUCGGAAUAUGAAUUUGAUCGACUUGUAGAUAAGAUCUUAGUCAUCUUUCGCUGUAUUGAUGGAAAAGAUGUGUUUCGAGCUUUCUACUCCAGCCAGUUGGCCAGGCGUUUGCUUCUGGGCAGGAGUGCCUCUGUGGACGCAGAGAAAGCGGUUCUCUCAAGGCUGAAACAAGAAUGUGGUAUUAACUACACACGAAAAAUGGAGCUCAUGUUUCAGGAUAUCCAACUGAGCCUCGAGCUGAGCAGAGGUUUUCGAGCACAUCAGACAGAAGUCUAUGCAAUCGAUUUCACUGUUAAUGUCCUUGCCCCCGCCUCUUGGCCGGAGAUGCCCACACUCGCGGCCAACUACCCUUCUGAGAUGCUUGCCAUUCGAGAAGAUUUCGAGAAGUUUUACGUCGCUCGACAUCGCGGAAGAAGACUCACCUAUAUUCCCUCUUUUGGUACUUGUGUCGUUAGGGCUCAGUUUCCCUCCUGCACGAAGGAGCUGCAGGUCUCUGAGAUCCAGGCGCUGGUUCUGCUCCAAUUCAACGGUCCGGCAGACGAGCCUGUCUCCUACACUUCCAUUGCCGAGGCAACAGGCAUCGAAAAAUCCCAUCUAGACCGUGCUCUUCUCUCAUUCGCCGCAAGCAAAACCCAGCGUGUUCUCAUAUCACUUCCUCUGACCUCGGAAUUAACAGAGAAAAACCAGUUCUACUUCAAUAAGAAGUUCACCCACCACCUCACACGCAUUAGAUUUAAUCAGCUCCAGCUCAAGGAAUCGGCCAAAGAGCAAAAGGCUACCGAGAAUCGCAUUUUCGCCGAUCGCGUUAAUCACAUCGACUGCUGCAUCGUGCGUAUCAUGAAGUCUCGCAAAACUCUUGAUCACAAUAGCCUCAUUUCCGAGACCUUUCAGCUUCUAAAAUUUCCACUCACGCAAACAGAUGUAAAGAAGAGAAUCGAGUUUCUUAUCGGUAAGGACUACUUGAGAAGAGAUCCCGCCAACAGCGCCAUUUACCACUACGUGGCUUAG
This is a messenger RNA of Echinococcus granulosus, 2475 nucleotides long. Its product is annotated as Cullin-4A. The record is from RefSeq and is a predicted model, not a curated record. NCBI's taxonomy places the organism in Eukaryota, Metazoa, Platyhelminthes, Cestoda, Cyclophyllidea, Taeniidae. Bases 1 to 2475 code for a protein of 824 amino acids. The transcript is spliced from 16 exons. Gene Ontology annotation, molecular function: ubiquitin protein ligase binding. Gene Ontology annotation, cellular component: Cul4-RING E3 ubiquitin ligase complex. Gene Ontology annotation, biological process: ubiquitin-dependent protein catabolic process; DNA damage response; protein ubiquitination.